Messenger RNA from Trichomonas vaginalis G3, 243 nucleotides. RefSeq names its product protein of unknown function, DUF4108 family. Lineage: Eukaryota; Parabasalia; Trichomonadida; Trichomonadidae. The transcript has a single exon. The annotation marks the transcript as partial. The record is from RefSeq and is a predicted model, not a curated record.
AUGUCAGGACUUAAAGAAGAACUAGACCCAUUCGCUUAUUUGAAUGUUUACUUCUACCAUUUUGAAAAGUCUACAUUUGACAAAGUUUGGAACAUCGAACCAGUUAAGUUUGCUAUUGUGACUAAAAAUGGUGCGAAAUUUGAAGACUUAGACAUAGAAGGUUUGUUAACAGUCAAAGAAAGUUUUGACAGAAGGUUUUCAAACCUUAAAGAAGGCAAAGCAUACAAACUUGUUAUACCUUAU